Penicillium verrucosum is the source of this 993-nucleotide messenger RNA. RefSeq lists its product as uncharacterized. Lineage: Eukaryota; Fungi; Ascomycota; Eurotiomycetes; Eurotiales; Aspergillaceae. The record is from RefSeq and is a predicted model, not a curated record. The transcript is spliced from 2 exons. The coding region runs from base 1 to 993 and encodes 330 amino acids.
AUGAAGCUCCUUCAUAGCCUUGGUUUCCUCGUUGUUGCCAAUGCAGCAGCGUUAUCCGUUCCUACGGCUGAUAUCCCUGGGAACACCAAUUUGGUCUCAGGCGAGCUUGUUGGCUAUGGUACCAAUGAGGUCGAGGUCCGUACUCCAAAUGAAGCGAAAGUUCUCGAGGCACGAGUUGCCCCAAACUGUAGGAGGAUUGGCAGGGUCAUCUCACGAAUCAGUAAGAGCAGUGCGGUCGCUGCACUACUCCACCUAAGUACUGGGGAAGCCAAGAAAGUCUGUGAGCAGGAAAAUUCCCCCAACUGCGCGAAAUAUGUGGGUUAUGUUCAAAGUGCACUGGAUAUACUCUUCCUCCUGGCUGGCAUACUCCACGGAGCAGUUGGUACUUCCUCUACCGCUGAGGAUUCACACCUUGACCCUGGUCCGGUGCGUCGUGGCCUGCCUAUAGACACAUCCUCCGCAGAUGCUUUACACGCUGCUCUCCAGAAUGAUGGGUGGAUCUAUAACCUCUUGGAACAAGUCGAUGUCUCUAGCCUGAAUCUUGAAAAGCGCGACUCUGAUCCUCGGAUGACUCAACGCUUAAUUGCUCGCAAUAUGACCCUCGACGACCAAGGCAGUGCUUCUGAUAUUGCAUUCAAUUACUUUGACAACGGCGAUCUCAACCUACACUUCCCCGGAGGCGCUGGCACCUUCCCUACCGGCAAUGCUCAGGACUCGCCUCUUCACACGCGUUUCGAUGGUGCUGGGUUCAAGGUCUCCGCCACUACCCGUAAGCGGUCGCCGUUGGCUCGCGACCAGCAGAAGGCCAUGGCUCACGAAAUUGCAAAGGAUUGGGCGUCGGAUGCAUACGCUUAUCCGAUGGCUGAUUACAUGGGACUGGUGAAGACUGAUAGCCACCCCAACUUCUACUUCCGUAUCAUUCCUGAGGUCAGGGGCUUUGGUCUAAACUAUGAGUCGGUGGAUAUCUGUGGCCCGUUGUAUGAAUUUGUGUAG